AUGUCAGACUGAUAUCCAGGGUGGGGCUACAUUUGGGGAGUUGAGAAAGCCUGGACACUUCUCCCACACCAUCUACUUUCCCACCUCCUCCCACAAAUACAUUCGAUUUCCCGUCACUUUAACAGAGAGCGGCGGAACGCUCAAACCAUUUGAGUUGUGGUAAACUAUUUUGUUUGCAGGUCAUGACUGAAACUGAUUCCCCCAGCACCGUCCAGAACAAGUUCACAAACGGAAUCAACAAAGAAAUCGAUUUAGUCAACCGGGAUCCCAAGCACAUCAACGAGGAUGUGGUAAAGAUAGAAUUUGAUGAUGUGUUCGCGGAACCCGAGGGGAGCUACAGCCUGGACAAAGUGUGGAAAAUCAGCUUCACAACCUUCACUGUGUCUAAGUACUGGUGCUACCGAAUACUGUCUGCUAUCUUCGGCGUCCCCCUGUCUGUGUUCUGGGGUCUCUACUUUGCCUGCCUCACCUUCUGUCACAUCUGGACCAUUCUGCCCUGCAUCAAGAGCUGCUUGAUCGAAAUGCAUUGCUUCAGUAGGAUCUACUCCCUCUGCAUUCACACCUUCUGUGACCCCUUUUAUGAAGCCCUGGGCAAAUUAUUCAGCAGCAUUCGUGUCACUUUACAUAAGGAAGUUUAGUUUCUCAUUAUGUCUUCUAUCAACAUAUGUACCCUUACAGAAGGCUUGUCUGCUAAAUUGCCAUAUUACAUUCAGAACUUUUUCUCUUAAAAUUGUAAUUCGCUUUUACUGUUGAUAUGGUCGUAACUUUAUCUCACCAUUUUUGAUCAUUGUGAAGUUCUAAAAAUGUCUAAGAAUUCAUAGACAAACA
Messenger RNA from Carcharodon carcharias (great white shark), 828 nucleotides. RefSeq names its product caveolin 3 (gene cav3). Gene Ontology annotation, cellular component: caveola. The transcript has 2 exons. Gene Ontology annotation, molecular function: molecular adaptor activity; connexin binding; transmembrane transporter binding. The record is from RefSeq and is a predicted model, not a curated record. NCBI's taxonomy places the organism in Eukaryota, Metazoa, Chordata, Chondrichthyes, Lamniformes, Lamnidae. Gene Ontology annotation, biological process: regulation of membrane potential; caveola assembly. The coding region runs from base 183 to 638 and encodes 151 amino acids.